AUGCUGGAGCGAGCAGCUCAGCGCCUUGAAAACGCAGGAGAAUGUCUUUUCCGCCAUUCAAAGCGCCACGCUCGCAGCCGACGAGUUUUGCAUCCGGAAUUCUGGCAUCAUGGCGUUGCUGACAUCGAGGCUCCCUUGUGGGGCUCUGAUUUCCUGCAACCACCGCGAUCAUCCUCGUCCACCUCUCGACCCUUACCAGUUGCCGUUGAGCCAUUUGCCGUUCUCUUUAACUACCAUCUUCCAAAUACGCGCUUGGAAUUCUUAUACCCGCCAGAAACACAAAUAUUUGCACGAUAUCGCCUUCCUCGCAUCAUCAUCAAGAGCUCCGCCGAAUAUAGGAGAAAGUCGGGCAACCGAACUUAUUAUUCAACGAAUUCUGGCGAAGUGGCUCAAUCCCGGUCACACCAUGAGGAGGUUUUACCAGAGCCUCAAGAUAAACAGAACUUUGAAGGAUCGAAGGGGCUCGAAGAGUCGCUGGCGGAAGGGGGAGAGAAUGAGGAGGAGGAGGAGGCAUUUGAGUACUAUGACCUUUACAAAAGUCCUCGAAGACCAAUUACUCUCCCUAAGCGGCGAGCGUCUCCAUUGUUGCCUGCUGUGAGGUUCGGGCUGGCGUAUUGCAACUUUUAUCGACGCCAGCAGGAGACAAUGUCACGAGUUCGGAUGAAGCAACUGGGGUUGGUAUGUUCCCGGAAAACUAGGGGCUUUCGCACAAUUCUCACCCGUGGAACAAAAUCCAAAAGACGGCGUCGCGUUAGCAACGAUGGGGAAAUAGUUAUAGAUCUCAAUAUUCUGCGGCGGCUUGAUCGAUAUCUUAGCAAUAAUUCUCCACGGAGCUGUCGGGCUGUAUGGAGACUCUAUCAAGUUGUCAAGGACCAGAAGCCCGAGUACCAUCCACGCGUCCUUGCCUAUCUUUCAGAAUCCCGGGAACCUGUGGAUCGAAUCCGUUCGAGACUAGCAUUUGAAGCUAUCGAGAUUGACCAGAGAACUCCAGAAGACUAUGGCCACGUAACGAAGUCUCUUAUCCAAUGUGAAGGGAAUAUCGAUUGGGUUAGGGAGAUUUGCAAGGAAGCAGUGUCGAAACUCAAAGGAGAAAAGUGCUGGGAUAUCGCCAUGGUUGCGUUGGUGGACCGGAUGAAGUGGAAGGAGGCAUUCGAAUUUUUCUCCUUUAAGCCCUAUCUCCCGGAAGGCCAGCCAUUCAAACGGAUUAAAUAUCAUGAGUUGUCGAACAUGCUCAGCUUACCGGAAAGAGUUUUGAAUUUGCUUGAGUUGCUACGCGAGAAAAUGCUAGACCUGUCGGAAGCUACUCCGCUGGUCGGCUUCUUAGUUCACUUGGUCAUCAGGAAGAAAACGAUAUUGAGGCAAACCCCUAUUGAACAAAUUCUGUUAUUGUUCUACAGCCUUCACGCCAUUCGCUUACUCGAGAGUCAACAUUACUUCUGGGCCUUGUCGACGUUACGAUAUCUAGAUCUCGAAUUAAAAACCACCCGCGCCCUCGAAGUGUACUGGCAUUUUCGCUUAUUGAUGGGUACCACAAAGCCCCCUGAGAAGGUUCUUGCUGGACUUUUGAAAGUCGUGGCCGUACUGCGGAAACCUGAGGCUACUAACCAACUUCUCAGGGAGUUUCGGUUAUUCUAUGAAAAGCCGUCGGAAGAAGCAUAUCAGAUCGCACUCACGGCAUUUUCCAGACUUGGUGAUUUCCGGAGGGUAACUGAUUUAUUUAAAUCCUACGUGAACCAUUACGGCCAGCCCAGGAAGCUCAGGUUGGUUAACCCUCUAAUAUACGUUAAUGCCGCAGUUGGCAGAGUUUAUCAAGCCCGGAAGCAGCUAGAAAGGCUUCGUAGCGAGUUCUCGCUGAGCCCUGACGUGACGAGCUGGAAUAUUGUCCUGACUGCCCACGCGAAGGCACGGGAUAAGCCCGGAGCGCUAUCAACUUUUCAAGAAAUGAUUGCUACUGGGUUAAAGCCAGACUCGCAUACACUCGGAAUCUUAAUGGGAAUGUUUGCGAAGGACGGCAACGUCGAAAGCGUCAUGGAUUUCUUGCAGCUUGCUAGGGGAUAUGAUAUUCAACUCAACAUGGCAAUGCUUCACCCGGUGGUGGAGACCCUCUGCAACAACCGAAAAUAUGAUGCUGCCGAGAAAUUUGCAGAUACGGUGAUGAAGCUAAAGGCUCCCGGCCCUACUACUCGCAUGUGGAAUGUCAUCCUGUGGCACUACGCUUUCCUCCCUGACAUAGAUUCUAUGCUAGCAGUGCAUGAUCGGAUGAGAAAACUAGGAGUGAAAUUCGAUCAUAUGACGUAUGCAGCCACCAUCCUGGCUCUUGUUCGCAGUGGAAACCAUGAUGAUGCUAUUCAGGUUAUUCGAAGACUUGAGGACCGUCGCCAGGUUUCCGUGACCCAAUUCCAUUACGCGAUCCUUUUGUACGGCUAUGCACUGGCAGGGGAUGUGGAAAUGAUCGAACAUACCCAGGGCGAAAUCAUGAAAAAAUUCGGCCACUUGAGUCUCAGCUCGAGACUAUCGGUGCUCAAGGGGAAAAUUCAUAUGGACAAGAGGCUUCUCGAGGAAGGGAAAUACGUUGGGCAUAAUAACGAAAUUCGAUUGGUGAAUGCGGAGGCGUUUCUGGAUUCCAUUAUGAAAGACUUCGGUAUCAGAGAGUGGGCUACGAAAGUUCCACAACCUGGGGCAAGUCAAAAGUCUGUCCGCGAUGCCUUUCCUUCUGUGUAUUACGAGGAACUCAUCUCCGCCUACAUGAGCCAUGAUGCAACCGUGAGGGCGAAGCAACUUGCCGAGAGGUUGGAGAAGAAACAAAACCGCCUCGUCAGGAAUCCGAAUCUUGUGCCACUCAGCCAGUUGGCUCAAAGAAUGAAACUCCAAGCGAGGGAUAGAGGGUUCGACAUGGUCGAGAAACUCUGGAAGAAAGCAUUUAAUCAAGCCAAACUUGGAACGGCCAUUACAGCCUCCUUCAAACCCAACCACUCUGGCAAUCCUGAUGACCCUCAACUCGUCCCUAAAAACUCCAUGUCGACUGCUCAGCGUUUUUCUCUUUCCGAAUGCCUUUCUGUGCUCAUGGAAUGCUACGCAGAGCAAAAUCUCCAUUCCAAAAUCGCCGUCGUUAUAUCGGAAGUCCAAAAGUCUGGCUUUGUCCUGACGACCCAUAACUGGUCAUCCUAUAUUGAACUACUUGCUGUUUCCUCCAGACGAGAGGACCGACUGAAUGCUUUUAUUCUCUUUGAAAAACUGUUUAUUCCUAACUACACUGGUUGGACACAGGUAAGGGCAAGAUCGACUGCACGGCCCGGCCAUGCUCCAUCCACAUUUGCUCUUCAGGAGAACAGAGAUCACUAUUCCUCCCGCCGGCCUGACCAUAUGGGCCUCGGCGAAAGUUAUGCAUGGUCAAAACUUGAGCCUGACUACAUGCAGCCUUCCUACGACACAAUGGUUCGCCUAGCCGCCGCGCUAGUUGAUGCUAGGGCGCGCUCCGUUCUGGAUUCAGGUGAAGAGGUUAACUCGAUUCUCCUGUCUGCCCCAAUGACCAUAAUUGCUAUGGGGAAUGUACAUGACCCCCAAGGAGGAUUUGGACAGAUAUUAAAUGAAGCUCAGCAUGUCGUCCAGUCCGGCCCUAUCAAGUCUGUGGUGGAACCAGGGUUUGGCGAACAAGGGCUAGUUAACCGCGAAUCUUCUUUGGAGCCAUCCGGGAAGGCUACCGAUGCCCAUAAUGAUAACAAUAAAAACACUGUGGUUCCAUCUCCGUACGAUCUCAUUCCGGUAGCUACCGGUGUGUCCAGGGAAACAGCACCAGAUAUGCCUUUGAUCAAAACGCUCCUGGAGGAAGACGCUCAGUGGAGACAGAUUGAAUACAAACGGCGGGUCCAGCGACGUCAAUUCUUAGAAAACAACCCACCCUUAAAUGGCAUUCCUCCCAGAUUGCCGCCCCAUUUACGUGGCAGGGGCCGGGAAACGGGUCACUGGCAAGUGUUGCGAGAAGUGGGACUCCUCAACACACCCCACUUAGUUCAACAUGCCCACCUUGAGCUGCCAGAGAGAUCUCAGGAGAACCUAGAGGACGAAGAGGAAGGCUUGGGCAAAGAGCGAAUCCUCUGGCGCAAAGAGGAAUCGGAGUGGCGCAAGAAGGUCAAAAGUGGACGCUGGAAGGACUGGAUCCCGGCACGCAAUCGAAGACUAUGGCUCAAGAAGAUCGAUGCCCAGAACCUGCCACUGAUCCUUCAGUAUCUCCGUCUCGAAGAGGAUGCAUAUGACGUCAAAGAUCAGUACCGCAAGGAAUGGGUUUUCUGGUGCCGACUGCAGAUCUGGAGGCACAUGAAAGAGGAGGAGCGAAUUGACUGGAAGCUCUACCAUGAGAAAAAUAGAAGUAAACGCUGGCGGGGCCUUCGGGAGUGGCGGCAAGACCUUAACUGGAUCCGGAAGAAGAUACCUCUACCUGGUCGUGUGGAUGGCGAGUUCGCCAGUGAUCGAGACCAUGAGGCGCAUAGCCUCCAUUACCAUGCUAAGACACGUUUGAACCAGAUCCGGGAUAUGAUGGCAAAGGUGUACAAGCUAGCUUAUCAGGACAUUUGAUUGGAGAUGGUUUUGGCUUGGAUUUUCUUUUUUGGGUCGGUUGCCCAUUAUUAUGUAGAUAUUUCUGUAUAUUAUUCAUGACCCGUUUUUCGUUUUUGCUCUUUCGCAUCCAUUUUCUCUCAUACAUGUUGGAUAAGCACUAUCAUCUACCAUUGGUCUAACGCUUGAAUUGAUCAUGAACCUGAG
Molecule: messenger RNA, 4758 nt
Organism: Histoplasma capsulatum G186AR
Lineage: Eukaryota; Fungi; Ascomycota; Eurotiomycetes; Onygenales; Ajellomycetaceae
Exons: 1
Coding region: 1-4572 (1523 amino acids)
Molecular function (GO): protein binding
Source: RefSeq, a predicted model, not a curated record